Molecule: messenger RNA, 1197 nt
Organism: Orycteropus afer afer
Lineage: Eukaryota; Metazoa; Chordata; Mammalia; Tubulidentata; Orycteropodidae
Gene: STK32C
Product: serine/threonine kinase 32C
Exons: 11
Coding region: 85-1197 (370 amino acids)
Biological process (GO): G protein-coupled receptor signaling pathway; protein phosphorylation; regulation of signal transduction
Molecular function (GO): G protein-coupled receptor binding; G protein-coupled receptor kinase activity; ATP binding
Source: RefSeq, a predicted model, not a curated record
UUCGACCACUUCCAGAUCCUGCGGGCCAUCGGGAAGGGCAGCUUUGGCAAGGUGUGCAUCGUGCAGAAGCGGGACACAGAGAAGAUGUACGCCAUGAAGUACAUGAACAAGCAGCAGUGCAUUGAGCGUGAUGAGGUCCGCAACGUGUUUCGGGAGCUGGAGAUCCUGCAGGAGAUUGAGCAUGUCUUCCUGGUGAACCUCUGGUACUCCUUCCAGGAUGAGGAGGACAUGUUCAUGGUGGUGGACCUACUGCUGGGUGGGGACCUGCGCUACCACCUGCAGCAGAAUGUCCAGUUCUCCGAGGACACAGUCAGGUUGUACGUCUGUGAGAUGGCGAUGGCCCUCGACUACCUGUGCAGCCAACAUAUCAUCCACAGAGACGUCAAGCCUGACAACAUUCUCCUGGAUGAACAAGGACAUGCACACCUGACAGACUUCAACAUCGCCACCAUCAUAAAGGACGGGGAGAGAGCGACCGCCCUGGCUGGCACCAAGCCCUAUAUGGCCCCUGAGAUCUUCCAGUCCUUUGUCAGCGGAGGGACCGGCUACUCCUUCGAGGUGGAUUGGUGGUCGGUGGGGGUCAUGGCAUACGAGCUCCUUCGAGGAUGGAGGCCGUACGACAUCCACUCGAGCAAUGCGGUGGAGUCCCUGGUACAGCUGUUCGGCACCGUGAGCGUCCAGUAUGCCCCGACCUGGUCCAAGGACAUGGUGGCCCUGCUGCGGAAGCUCCUCACAGUGAACCCGGAGCACCGUGUCUCCAGCCUCCGGGACAUGCAGGCAACCCCCUCACUGGCCCAUGUGCCCUGGGACGACCUGAGCCAGAAGAAGGUGGAGCCGGGCUUUGUGCCAAACAAAGGCCGCCUGCACUGCGACCCCACCUUCGAGCUGGAGGAGAUGAUCCUGGAGUCACGGCCCCUGCACAAGAAGAAGAAGAGGCUGGCCAAGAACAAGUCUCGCGACAGCAGCAGGGACAGCUCCCAGUCCGAGAACGACUACCUGCAGGACUGCCUUGACGCCAUCCAGCAGGACUUUGUGAUUUUUAACAGAGAAAAGCUGAAGAGGAGCCAGGACCCCACAGCCCAGCCGCUCCCUGCGCCCAGGCCCCAGGAGGAGGCAGAGCCACCAGCGGACGGCGAGGUGGCGGGGUCCACCCUGCCCAUGUGCGGCCCCCUCUGUCCAUCCACGGGCAGCAGCUAG